AUGAGGCCCCAGCGUCUGAGUUUCAACACAGAUGGAGAAGACGAAGAAGAUAAGCAACAAACUCUUAACGAGGCAGACGAAGAGACCGAUUCUGACUCAGACUCCGAAAGCGAAGAAGAGGAAUGCACAGCAGCGUUGCCCCCGAAGAAGCCCAAGUUGAAUCUGCCGCGUGAAGAAGAAGUACCCGUACCUCGAAAAGACGAGUCGGAAUGCUCUUCCUCAUCUGCGUCCAAUUUCAUUAUCGCGCCUGCCGCAAAACCCAGCGAGAAGAACACCCCUUUCUCUAAAAUAUUCUCCGAAGAGGAUGAAAUUUCUCUGCUUAAAGGCCUCGCCAUUUUCUGGGCUGACGGGAGGAACAACAAGUGGACCGAGUUUUACAACUUCAUCAAGGACAGUCUUCCGCAUCAGUUUACGAGAACUCAGGUGUCUGAGAAGAUUCGUAGGCUCAAGGGGAAGUUUGAAAACAAUUUUAAAAGAGCUCGCGCCAAUGGGGGCUGGCUUGAUUUCUCGGAUGCCCAUGAGUCCGCUGUGUUUGAGGUGUCGAAGACACUGUGGGGAGGAGAUGAAAACGAAGCUGGGGAUAAACAUGCUCAAAAAGAAAAGGAGACACCACAAAGGGGAGACAGAAGCAGAUCCCAAAAGAAGAGAAAAAGGGCUGGGAAAGAGCAUGAUGCAGAAAAAGAGAUAGUGAAGAACCAAAAACAAGUGGGGAAGAUUGGCAAAGAGGAGUUUGCUUCUGCGUACCCACUCUUGUCAUCGUCUUUGGAUGAAAAUGGAUAUUCCAACAUCAUCAAGGAGAAAAUUCUAUUGAUUGGCAGAGAGAAGGCACAAGAGCUGGAAGAGAAGUGGAGGGCUGUGAAAGCUGCAGAGCUUAGACUGGAGCUUAAAAGGAUUGAUUUGAUUAGGAGGGACUUACACAAUCUACUCUGAAG
Messenger RNA from Sesamum indicum (sesame), 932 nucleotides. RefSeq names its product STOREKEEPER protein-like. Gene Ontology annotation, biological process: regulation of DNA-templated transcription. Gene Ontology annotation, cellular component: nucleus. Lineage: Eukaryota; Viridiplantae; Streptophyta; Magnoliopsida; Lamiales; Pedaliaceae. The record is from RefSeq and is a predicted model, not a curated record.